AUGCUGUGUGGUGGAGACCGUGAGAAGGGGGAUGUCGCGAUGGAAGAGAAAUGGGACUAUGUGAACUUGGAUGACUUUAAAUCCGAGUCUUGCUGGACGCCCUUCUCAUAUUUCUUCAUAUGGGUGUUCCUAUUUAUCUCGAUUGCAGUAUACGGUGUCGAUACAUUUACUGCAGUCAACUUGCUGGCUUUCUCUCGAUGGUCCGGCAGAGUUGAACCCGCCAUUCCCUUCAAUAUUUCCCGCUGGAUCUUCGCGGCCUGCAUUAUUGCUUCAUUCAUUCUUUUGGCCUACCGAUGGAUACACGCCAUUCGCGCCAUCCGCUCGGGUAGUAUUACUCGCAGCUUCCUGGACCCACUGGCCGUGCGUAUUCAGAGUAUUCGAUUCGGCAGGCGGGGUCGUGGAUACAGGAGAUUCCUUGUCUUCGCUGAAUUAACCAAAGACAGGAAAGCAGCAGAAUACGUGGCUCUUUAUGCAUACUUCUCUUUCCAGUUCUGGAUGAACACGGUAUUCGCAGAUGGCCCGCGUCAAGUUCUCAAUGCCAUCACUCUCUAUUCGGUCAUGCAAAUGGAUCUCAUUCCUGGGGGAAAGAAUGCAGCCCACGAUGAUGGAAGUUCCUCAGCUGCUCAAUUUUUCAAGAACGUUAAGAUUUUGGCCGAAGACAACACCCUUCAAGCUGUGGUCUUGUUUGGUAUGCUUUUCACCCUGGUCAUUUGGGUUCUAUCGGUUCUCAAGUUGAUCUCGGCCAUCGUACUCUACUUGAUCUUCCUAUUCCACCACAUUCCAGCGGAAGACGGUACUCUUUCGAGAUACUGUCGUCGGAAAGUCGGUCAACGUCUAAAGCGCAUCACGCACCGCAAGAACAACAAGGCCCUGGCAAAGGGACUAAAAUUACAGAACCGAGCACCCACUCAGCCAUCGCUGGCCACCGAUUCGAACCCAACUCUGCCGUCUUUCGCCGAAGACAAGGUCCCCACAGUACCUUCUUUAUCGCGAAGUACCACCCAGACUACUUUGCCGCCUUACUCGCGAUCGACUUCGACAGCGCCGACACACAACCCGACACUUCCGAACUUAGACUUCGAUGCCAAACCAACACUGGCCCGAACUGGAACUUCAUCGUCAGCCAUGUCCGAGUCCGCCUCACUGACCGGCAAUGCCGCCGGAAUGGGAUACACUCCUCUUGAUGGGCAGAAGCCGACGCUUCCGACUCUUCCCCCGGUCCCUCCUCUACCGGCUAACGUACCAUCACGGAAGGCCACUCCUCACUCUCAAGCGACUCCUGCACCAUAUAGCAAUGAUGGUCGUAACAACCCAGGUCCUGGAUAUCGCAAUCUGACUGAUAGCUCUGAUUCUCGUCCAUAUCAGAAUCACAUCCCAGCGCCCCAUUAUUCUUCAGCUGAGAUGGACCCAUCCGAUGAUCGCGAUUAUCACAACCGUAACAUGGACGCAUCCAAUGAUCACGAUUAUUACAACCGUAACGUGGACUCAUUAGAUGAUCACGAUUAUUACAACCGUAACAUGGAUUCAUCUGAUGGUUACGAUCAUUACAACCGUGGCAAUGCGCCAGCUCACUACGACCCGUACGGUCCUCCGAGGGGUACGUACGACGGAGAGGACGAAUACGGAGCAAGAUACGGGCCCCCCGGUGGCCAGAGAGGCCCGGCUCGCACACAGCAAGAUUAUUAUCCACAGGACCCAUAUGCUACACGGUCCUACACGCCGGCCGGCACUGGUGCGACGCCUGCUCCUUACCGAACAAAGACACCAGCAAGCACCGGUAGCACUCCUGCUCCCUACCGGGUGAACACCCCGGCUAGCACCGGUGGCACUCCUGCUCCCUAUCGGACCAACACCCCUGCAAGCUACCAACCCACACCUCCCCCACAAGCAGCCGGAUACGGACAGCCACCACAACGGACGUACACUCCAAUGAGUUCAGCAACCCCCGCUCCUCAAAACGGUGGCUAUACAGCUUUCAACCCAUCAAUGGCUCAUCAUACACCCCAGCCUCCCCCCAGGGGCCUCCUGCUCCGUCUAGCUAUACUCGGGCAAAUACCGCUUCGCCCUCGGCCAUGCAUCGCGCUCCACCAGGGCACACAUUCAAUCGUGCAAAUACGCACCAAUAUUGAUAAGGCUCACCCUCAUAGCGUUCAUUUGAAGGCUAUGACACCUUAUUAUGAUGAAAACCAGGAGCUGGCUCUCCUGUGGUUGAUGACCGGUCCACUCUCUCAUACUGAUCACGACCAGCCAGCCUCUCGAGGUCUUGUAAAUACCCUUAUUCACCUUACUUUGAUAUCCUUCCUUAAAUUCUUAUUCCCGAUGACAUGA
This is a messenger RNA of Penicillium crustosum, 2328 nucleotides long. RefSeq lists its product as uncharacterized. Bases 1 to 2328 code for a protein of 775 amino acids. The transcript has 3 exons. Gene Ontology annotation, cellular component: plasma membrane. Lineage: Eukaryota; Fungi; Ascomycota; Eurotiomycetes; Eurotiales; Aspergillaceae. The record is from RefSeq and is a predicted model, not a curated record. Gene Ontology annotation, molecular function: potassium ion transmembrane transporter activity. Gene Ontology annotation, biological process: potassium ion transmembrane transport.